Messenger RNA from Pipistrellus nathusii (Nathusius's pipistrelle), 1932 nucleotides. NCBI's taxonomy places the organism in Eukaryota, Metazoa, Chordata, Mammalia, Chiroptera, Vespertilionidae. The record is from the annotation of a GenBank genome assembly.
AUGGAGGAGGAUGUGAAGCUUGCUACAGUGGAAGAUACUGUGGAGUACCACCUGUUCCUGGUACCAGAUGAACCAAGGGAUGCAGAAAGACACAAGGAGAUUCUUCAAAAGUAUAUUGAGAGAAUAAUGACUCAGUUUGCACCUAUGCUGGUCCAGUAUAUCUGGCAGAAUCAGCCUUUCAAUCUCAAAUACAAACCUGAGAAAGGAGGUGUUCCUGCUCAUAUGUUCGGCGUGACAAAGUUUGGGGAUAACAUUGAGGAUGAAUGGCUUAUUGUUUAUAUAGUAAAGCAAAUCACAAAGGAAUUUCCAGAAUUGGUAGCAAGGAUUGAAGACAAUGAUGGUGAAUUCUUAUUAAUAGAAGCUGCUGACUAUCUCCCUAAAUGGUUGGAUCCUGAAAAUAGUGCUAAUAGGGUGUUUUUCUACCAUGGGGAGUUGUGCAUUAUUCCUGCACCUAGGACACCUGGAGCAGUAUCCUGGUUACCGACUGCACCCCCAACAAUCCCACAAGCACUGAAUAUAAUCUCAACACACCCAGAAAAAAUUUUGGCUUCAGAAUCUGUACGAGCUGCUGUGAAUAGGCGUAUCAGAGGAUACCCAGAAAAAAUUCAAGCCUCCCUCCAUCGAGCUCACUGCUUCCUUCCAGCGGGCAUUGCAGCGGUGCUGAAGCAGCGCCCCCGACUGGUGGCCGCCGGAGUGCAGGCCUUUUACCUGCGGGACCCCAUUGACCUGCGGGCCUGUCGUGUUUUCAAGACAUUCUUGCCUGAAACACGGAUAAUGACAUCGGUCACCUUCACUAAGUGUCUGUAUGCACAGCUGAUGCAACAAAGGUUUAUGCCAGACCGGCGGAGUGGAUACAAACUGCCUCCUCCCGCUCAUCCCCAGUACCGAGCCCAUGAACUGGGCAUGAAGCUGGCUCACGGAUUUGAGAUUCUAUGCUCCAAAUGUAGCCCCCAUUUUUCUGACUCCAAGAAAUGCUCUGUGACUGCCUCACCGCUCUGGGCUGGCUUCCUGGACAGUCUGAAAAAGAACGACUACUUUAAGGGACUGAUAGAAGGUUCUUCACAGUACCAGGAGAGACUAGAAAUGGCAAAGAACUACUUCCAGCUCUCAGUAAACCGGCCAGAAAGCUCUCUUGCUAUGAGCCCAGGUGAAGAAAUCUUAACUUUAUUACAGACAUUACCAUUUGAUAUUGAAGAGCUUAAGAAAGAAGCAGCUAAUCUUCCCCCAGAAGAUGAUGACCAGUGGUUGGAUCUCUCGCCAGAUCAGUUGGACCAGCUACUGCAAGAAGCUGCUGGCAAAAAAGAGCCAGAAGAGCCCGUUUCCAAGGAGAAGGAGCACUGUGACUUAACUCAAGUCUCAAAGAGCAUGAAAGCUUUCAUAUCCAGAGUCUCCACGCACAAAGGGGCAGAGCUGCCUCGAGACCGUUCUGAAACUCCAAUCACUUUUGAUGCAGAUUCUUUUCUUAAUUACUUUGAUAAGAUUUUAGGACCAAGGCCUCCUGAGUCGGACUCUGAUGACCAGGAUGAGGAAGACUCUGAAAGUUUAGAAAGUGAUGAUGACUUGGAUUUUGAAACACAGGAGCCUGGGGAAGAAGCAUCUGUAAAAGGAACACUUAAUGAUCUCAAGUCAUACAUGGCCCAGAUGGACCGAGAACUGGCACAUACCAGCAUUGGCAAAAGUUUCGCCACCCAGAAGCAAAUGGAAUCUGUAGUCCAGGCUACCAAUAGCAAUUCAGAUGAGGACGAUUCUGGUGCAGGCGGACCUGUGAUGACACCAGUGGAUGUAGACCUAAACCUGGUCUCAAACAUCCUGGAAUCGUAUAGUUCCCAAGCUGGGCUGGCCGGACCUGCUUCCAACCUCUUACAAAGCAUGGGCGUGCAGCUGCCGGACAACACGGAUCCCAGGCCCGCAAAUGGAUGGAGAAUGACAUAA